AGCAAAGUAGAUAUGUCAUCAGAACACUUCACAAAGCCAUAUUUGUUUCUCUUCAACUGCUGCGAAAACUCUUUUUCCAACUACCACGAUCAAGUUAUAACAAAAUAUGGCCAGUAUCACCCACAAGAGCUUAUUGUUGACGGCAGAUCAGUCGACGAAACCCGCCGAGGGGGCGGCAAAACCUGCCGACGCCCUCUCGGCGGAGCUGAGCUUGUUUACCAUGUCAGACAAUAAGAUCAUGGACCUAAUUUACGAAUCUCACGUUCAUUCCGAUCAAUCAUUUGAUGAGGCUUCUCUUUUUGCUGUGGUCGAAAACAUCCUUAAGCAUACUUUCCAAGUUGUCGAUAAAGUUGUGCAGGGUAUCCAUAUAGAUGCUGACAUAGAGGAGAAGUCCCCCAAAGGCAGCCUUAGUGUACCACUAUGCACGCUUAAGCAAAUCAACAGUGAGAUGUCAUGCAAGUCCCUAGGUGAAGAAACUACGCACAAAGUAGCUCUUUCAAUACUCAACAACCUGCGAAGCUACACAUGGGAGGCGAAGGCCGUGCUAACCCUAGCGACCUUUGCCAUUGAGUAUGGAGAUUUUUGGCUCCUCGCACAACUUCACCAUGCCCAUGUUCAUGAUCAAAUGACCAAAGCCUUGGAGAUCUUAAAAAGAGUGCCCGCCGUCAUAAGGCCCUUGGAGCUCCAAAAACGUCGCCAGGCCAUUCUUGAGCUCAACGAUCUUGUUAGGGCAACUUUGCGCGUUAUUGAAAACAUCUUUGAGUUUGAGAACCUCUCUAAGUCUGAUCCGAAAGAUGUGCCGGCCUUGUCGGUGGCCACGGACCACUUUCCUGUGGACGUGUAUUGGGUUAUCCUUACUAUUGUGGCUUGCACCACUAAACUCGAUCUCCUUGCUCAUGACAGCGACGAGUUCAAGUCGUUGGAUUUGUCCCCCUAUUCUCAGAAAAUCCAAUACAUCAUCAACAAAUUUAAGACACAGUUGCUCCUUUGCAGAAAACAGAUUGAGGAGUUAGAUCACUACCGGAGGCUCUGCAAACUCAUGCAAACACCAACAGAAAUCAUGGAGAUUUUGAAAGCUCUGAUUUUUUCCAAGGAUAACGUCCUGCCUCAGCAUAGGUUUCUCAUUUUCACAAGGGAGAUUAAUAUUCAACCACUCUUUGAUGGUUCUACAAACAAAAUGGUGAAGAUUGAUGUUUUGAAGAGAAAGAACAUAUUUCUAUUCAUUUCAGGCCUAGACAUAACCGAGAAUGAUAUCUCUGUUCUCUAUCCAAUCUAUGAAGGAAUAAAAAACAAGAGUCAAUAUAAGAUCGUGUGGCAGCCCAUUGUGGAGCAAUGGAACGACAAUCUGCGGAGGACAUACGACAGACUGCGGGCGAGGAUGCCAUGGUACAGUGUUCAGUUCUUUUCCCGUAUUGCAGGCUUCAAAUUCAUCAGAGAAAAAUGGAACUUCAAGGGAAAGCCUUUGGUGGUGGCAUUGAACCCACAAGGGAAGGUGGAAAACCCCAAUGCGCUUCACUUGAUCCGAGUUUGGGGAAUGAAAGCCUUUCCUUUCAACAAAACUGCGGAAGAAUCGGUGUCUAACCAACUAAACUGGAUCGGCCCCAUAGCACGCGACAUUGACCCGGUUAUUCAAACAUGGAUCGAGGAAGAAAAGUACAUUUUCUUCUACGGAGGCAAAGACAAGGAAUGGCGCCAACAGUUCGCAGAGAAGGUGACCACGCUCGCAAACGACCCCGUCUUCAAGGAAGCCAGGAUCUCCGUAGAGCUUUUCCGCGUGGGAAAGACCAACAAAGGAGAAGACGAAGACGACGGCGACGACCACGGCGUUGUGGGCCGGUUCUGGACCGCCAUUGAAGGGCUCUUCUUCACCAAGGCCCACAAGGAGGUGGACCCCGUUUCACAAGAGAUCCAAAAGCUGCUUUCCUACAAGAAUGAGAGCGGUUGGUUUGUGCUCAGCAAAGGGUCGACCGUGGUUGUGGCUGGCCAUGGAUACACUAUAUUAAGAGUCUUUGAGGAGUUUGAGAAAUGGAAAGAAGUUGUGAAGCAAAAGGGUUUUGAGGUUACUAUUAAGGAGUAUCAUGGCAAGGCUCUUUUGACUAUACGACAAUGCUGUCGUCUUGACAUUCCGACUGUCGUUGGAAAGGUUCCGGAAACGAUGAAGUGUCCUGAAUGUACACGUGUUAUGGAGUCAUACGUCAGCUACAAGUGUUGCCACGUGGAUGGAGCUCAUCACUAAUGAUAACAUAUUAUAUGGUUAAGGAUUGAUGUCGGCUCUCUUCUGUCUUCUAAUUUACUAUACUAAUAUAUUGUCGUUUAUUAGUGGAAAGUGCGUUUGUGUGUGUGUUUUUCUAAGGAGUCGUUUGGUUUGCUUUCCGAAUUGGUGUUUUAGCAUAUCGAUAAUGCUGUGCAGUUAUAAUAGGCAAUGAAACAAGUGAUAUUGUCCGAUCACUGUUGUCGUUUUAUGAGUGGUAUAUAUGUGUGUGUGUGUUUCUCUGAAAACUAAAGCCUUACUCUGAAACAAGUAAUAUUGUUAUUGAACAUAUUACUUGCCCUCGUGACUUUAUAAAAUCAUUGUUGUUGUUUUUAGA
This is a messenger RNA of Morus notabilis, 2588 nucleotides long. Its product is annotated as protein SIEVE ELEMENT OCCLUSION B. The coding region runs from base 107 to 2236 and encodes 709 amino acids. The record is from RefSeq and is a predicted model, not a curated record. The transcript has 7 exons. Gene Ontology annotation, biological process: phloem development. NCBI's taxonomy places the organism in Eukaryota, Viridiplantae, Streptophyta, Magnoliopsida, Rosales, Moraceae.